AUGAAGGCCAAAGGACGAUACGACUAUGAAGGCUAUAGACAGAAGAAACUUCGCGAAGCAGCUAAAAGAAGGGCAAGUCUGAAAGCUGGACGACAUUCGUCGUUACAGCAUAUACCCUCUGUUCUCAAGGACAACGCAGGUGUCAGGACAACUAACCGCCCACGGAUGAACGAGAUAUGUACAAAGUUCUACAACGAUUUGUACUCCUCAAAGGUGGUUGUUGCAAGAACCUAUCGAAACGUUGCAGAAGAACCGAUCCCAGAAGUAAUGUGGGAAGAAGUGGAGAACGCAGUGAAACAAAUAAAGGCUGGGAAAAGCCCUGGCUGCGACAACAUUCGUCCCAAACACCUAAAAGCAGGCGGACUAACGCCUUUAAAGCGCUGGCAGAGCGUUUCAGCAGAUACUGCAGUGAAA
This is a messenger RNA of Ostertagia ostertagi, 414 nucleotides long. The record is from the annotation of a GenBank genome assembly. NCBI's taxonomy places the organism in Eukaryota, Metazoa, Nematoda, Chromadorea, Rhabditida, Trichostrongylidae.